Macroventuria anomochaeta is the source of this 1270-nucleotide messenger RNA. RefSeq names its product biotin synthase. Gene Ontology annotation, molecular function: 2 iron, 2 sulfur cluster binding; biotin synthase activity. The coding region runs from base 11 to 1222 and encodes 403 amino acids. The record is from RefSeq and is a predicted model, not a curated record. Gene Ontology annotation, biological process: biotin biosynthetic process. The transcript is spliced from 2 exons. NCBI's taxonomy places the organism in Eukaryota, Fungi, Ascomycota, Dothideomycetes, Pleosporales, Didymellaceae. Gene Ontology annotation, cellular component: mitochondrion.
GAGCUUCAGAAUGGCACAAAGAACACUAGUGAGGCCAAUUGGCCUUGCAUUGAACUCUGCUCGUACACAGCAGUUUGUUCGUCCCUUCAGCACAGUCCUGGACACACCAAUUGAUCCCAAAACCCAACAAGUUACCCCACCGACAGCCCGGAAAUCAUUGGUAUUCGAAGACGCUGUCAAUGCUGCUGGACCCAGAACCAAUUGGACAAGAGAGGAGAUCGCGGAGAUUUACAACACUCCACUGAUCAAACUGACCUAUGCGGCGGCUUCAGUACACCAGCGCUUCCAUGACCCAGCUGCUAUUCAGAUGUGCACUCUGAUGAACAUCAAGACUGGUGGUUGUAGCGAAGAUUGCUCAUACUGCGCACAAUCUAGCAGAUACGACACAGGUCUGAAGGCCACUAAGCUCUCAUCUGUUGAGUCUGUGUUGGAAGCUGCUCGUGUCGCCAAAGAGAAUGGCAGCUCGAGAUUCUGUAUGGGAGCUGCAUGGCGUGACAUGAGAGGCCGCAAGACAAACUUGAAGAACAUCAAGGCCAUGAUCACGGGCGUUAGAGAGAUGGGCAUGGAGGCGUGCGUUACGCUCGGUAUGGUCGAUGCUGAGCAGGCGAAAGAGCUGAAGCAGGCUGGUCUGACAGCGUACAACCACAACGUUGACACCAGCCGUGAGCACUACCCAAGUGUCAUCACAACACGAACAUACGAUGAGCGCCUCAAGACCAUCCAAAACGUCCAAGAAGCCGGUAUCCACGUCUGCACCGGAGGUAUUCUUGGUCUCGGCGAGAAGGCCAAGGAUCACGUUGGCCUUGUUCACACCGUUGCCACACUUCCUGCACACCCUGAGUCGUUCCCUGUCAACGCGCUAGUACCAAUCAAAGGCACACCACUCGGCGAAACUCAAUCAGUUUCCUUCGAUGCCAUUCUCCGUACUAUUGCGACUGCACGACUGGUCAUGCCUAAGACAAUCAUUCGUCUCGCAGCUGGUCGUCAUACCAUGCGCGAGGAGAAGCAGAUCAUGUGCUUCCAGGCUGGUGCGAACGCCAUCUUCACUGGUGAGAAGAUGCUUACCACUGCCUGCAACGGUUGGGAAGAGGACAAGGCUAUGUUUGCACGAUGGGGCUUGAGGCCGAUGGCCAUGGAGGAGACCAUUGGAGAGGUGAGCAAGGCCGAGAAUGUUGUUGUUGAGGCAGUGAAGGAGGCAGAGCAAGCUUCUGCUACUGCAUAGAUCUACAAGUCUUAGUAUUGAAGCUAGAGACGGCUACAGGAUAUAAAG